Molecule: messenger RNA, 6832 nt
Organism: Helianthus annuus (common sunflower)
Lineage: Eukaryota; Viridiplantae; Streptophyta; Magnoliopsida; Asterales; Asteraceae
Product: protein furry homolog-like
Exons: 18
Coding region: 248-6709 (2153 amino acids)
Biological process (GO): cell morphogenesis
Cellular component (GO): cell cortex; site of polarized growth
Source: RefSeq, a predicted model, not a curated record
UUUGGGUAUAUUGACAGUAAACGCCUUUGACAAAAGAACAAGAGGUUCGAGUGAAAAAGCCUACAAAAUUUGUAGUUAAUUUUGAUGUAAACUCGUUUUCAAGCUUCGUAGAUCACAUGUUGCAGAAACACACUGAUGUUACUUUAGGGCUUUUUGAAGGAUCAUAAUUUAGGUUAUGAAGUGAGAAGUGUUUAGUUGGAGUAGAAGAAGGUGAAAUUGAUACCUAAUUUUGGGGGUUUAUGUGAGGAUGAAGGCUGGGAGUGCGGCGAAGCUGAUUGUCGAUGCGCUGCUGCAGCGGUUUCUUCCGCUUGCGAGGCGCCGGAUUGAAACAGCACAAGCACAGGAUGGACAAUACCUUAGGCCAUCAGACCCUGCCUAUGAGCAAGUAUUGGAUUCCUUAGCUAUGGUGGCACGACACACGCCUGUACCUCUUCUUGAAGCACUUCUUCGAUGGAGAGAAACUGAGUCCCCAAAAGGUGCAAAUGAUGCAUCUACAUUCCAAAGAAAGCUUGCAGUGGAGUGCAUUUUUUGCUCAGCGUGUAUUCGCUUUGUGGAGUGUUGUCCACAAGAAGGACUUACAGAAAAACUCUGGAUCGGACUUGAAAACUUUGUGUUCGAUUGGCUGAUAAAUGCUGACAGGGUUGUUAGUCAGGUUGAAUAUCCUUCAUUAGUUGAUUUGCGCGGUCUCCUUCUAGAUCUAGUUGCACAACUCCUCGGUGCUCUAUCAUGUAUCAGGUUUAGCUCUGUAACUGAGCGUUUUUUCAACGAACUCAGUACUCGUCGGAUUGAUACUAGUGCUGCUCGAAGUGAAACACUCAGUAUCAUCAACGGAAUGCGCUAUCUAAAACUUGGGGUGAAAACCGAGGGUGGUCUAAACGCGUCAGCUUCUUUUGUGGCAAAAGCCAAUCCGCUUAAUCGCGCACCUCAUAAACGGAAGAGUGAACUUCAUCACGCCCUUUGCAAUAUGCUGUCGAACAUUUUAGCACCACUCGCAGAUGAUAGUAAGGGUAACUGGCCACCUCCUGGUGUGGACCCCGCACUUACUCUCUGGUAUGAAGCCGUUGCACGAAUAAGAGUGCAACUUAUGCAUUGGACCGAUAAACAAAACAAACAUAUAGCUGUUGCUUAUCCUUUGGUGACUUUGCUUCUCUGUCUCGGUGAUCCUGUUGUUUUCCUCAAUAACUUCGGUUCUCAUAUGGAGCAACUGUAUAAGCAUCUUAGGGACAAGAACAACCGGUUCAUGGCUCUAGACUGUCUUCACCGCGUUUUAAGAUUCUACUUGAGCGUUCACGGAAAUUCCCAACCAGCAAAUCGCGUAUGGGAUUACCUCGACAGUGUGACAGCUCAACUUCUUUAUAUUCUCAGAAAAGGGAUGCUUACACAGGAUGUGCAACAUGAUAAAGUCGUUGAGUUCUGUGUUACUAUAGCCAAACAUAACCUUGAUUUUUCUAUGAACCAUGUGAUUUUAGAAUUGCUGAAACAAGAUAGCCCUAGUGAAGGAAAAGUUAUCGGGCUUCGUGCAUUACUUGCGAUCGCAAUGUCUCCCACAAGCCAACAUGUCGGCCUGGAAAUCCUUCAUGCUCAUGACAUAGGUCAUUAUGUUCCAAAAGUAAAAGCUGCAAUCGAGUCUAUUCUGAGAUCAUGCAAUCGAGCUUAUAGUCAGGCUCUUCUUACUUCUUCGAAGACAACUAUAGAUGCUGUUACCAAGGAAAAAUCACAAGGAUAUCUAUUCCGUUCGGUUCUAAAGUGCAUACCUGACCUGAUAGAAGAAGUGGGUAGAACCGAUAAGAUCACCGAGAUAAUCCCGCAACAUGGAAUAAGCAUUGAUCCCGGUGUUCGUGAAGAAGCAGUACAAGUAUUAAAUCGAAUCGUUAGAUACCUUCCGCACCGUCGAUUUGCAGUUAUGCGCGGUAUGGCAAAUUUUAUCCUACGAUUACCAGACGAAUUCCCUCUUCUUAUCCAAACAUCAUUGGGACGCCUUUUGGAACUCCUGCGUUUCUGGAGAGCUUGUCUCUCUGACGAUAACAUUGAAAACGAUGUUUCCGAUCUAAAAAGAGCGCAGAAAAAACAAGGGGUUAAGAAAUCUUCAUUUCAUCAAGGAGAACCGAUAGAAUAUCGUGCUUCGGAGAUUGAUUCUGUUGGUCUUAUCUUUCUUAGCUCUGCUGAUAGUCAGAUCCGACACACAGCAUUGGAGUUACUUCGCUGUGUGCGAGCCCUACGGAAUGAUAUUCGAAACUUAUCUUUGUAUGAAAGAUCCGAUUUCAUAAAAGACGAAGCUGAACCAAUCUUCAUAAUUGAUGUUUUAGAAGAGAAUGGGGAUGACAUAGUUCAAAGCUGCUAUUGGGAUUCUGGGCGUCCUUUCGAUCUUAGAAGAGAAUCCGAUGUAGUACCUCCUGACGCGACAUUACAAUCUAUACUUUUUGAAAGCCCCGAUAAGAACCGGUGGGCUAGAUGUCUUAGCGAGCUCGUCAAAUAUAGUGCGGUGCUAUGCCCACAGUCUGUUCAAGAAGCAAAGGCGGAGGUUAUUACGCGACUUACAUACAUCACGCCUGUUGAAUUGGGGGGAAAAGCGCAUCAAUCUCAGGACACAGACAACAAACUAGAUCAAUGGCUUAUGUACGCUAUGUUUGCUUGUUCAUGUCCACCUGGAAGAGAAGGAGCUAGUGCGGCAACAACACGCGAUCUAUUCCGUCUUAUCUUUCCUUCUCUAAAAUCUGGUUCUGAACCACAUGUUCAUGCAGCAACUAUGGCUCUUGGGUACUCACACUUGGAAGUGUGUGAAAUAAUGUUCAGUGAGCUCGCAUCUUUUAUGGAGGAUAUUACUUUGGAAACAGACGGAAAACCAAAAUGGAAGAGUCAAAAGCCUCGCCGUGAAGAACUCCGAAUUCGCAUUGCGAAUAUAUAUAGAACCGUUGCUGAGAAUAUUUGGCCUGGCAUGCUAGGCCGUAAGCCGGUUUUCCGUCUUCACUAUUUGAAGUAUAUUGAGGAAACUACACGAUUAAUUUCAAGUUCACCUCCUGAAAAUUUUCAAGAAAUGCAACCCCUUCGUUAUUCACUUGCAUGUGUACUAAGAUCACUGGCACCCGAGUUUGUGGAGUCGAAAUCCGAGAAAUUCGAUUACAAAACCAGAAAACGGUUGUUUGAUCUUCUUCUCUCGUGGUGUGACGAAUCUGGUAGCACAUGGAGUCAAGACAGUUCAAGUGAUUACCGACGUGAACUCGAGCGUUAUAAGUCGAGUCAACACUCCCGAUCAAAAGAUUCCAUCGACAAAAUUUCAUUCGAUAAAGAAGUGACUGAACAAGUUGAGGCCAUUCAGUGGGCUUCCAUGAACGCUAUGGCUUCGUUGUUAUACGGGCCGUGUUUUGACGACAAUGCAAGAAAAAUGAGCGGGCGUGUUAUAUCCUGGAUCAAUAGCCUCUUCAUUGAGCCCACACCACGGGCCCCUUUCGGUUAUUCACCCGUUGACCCUCGAACCCCAUCUUAUACUAAUAAAUACACAGGAGAAGGUGGUCGAGUAGCCGCUGGACGUGAUAGGAACCGCGGUGGUCACCUUCGCGUUUCCCUCGCUAAAAUGGCUUUAAAAAAUCUCCUUCUUACUAAUCUAGACUUGUUCCCUGCUUGCAUUGACCAGUGCUACUAUUCUGAUGCUGCGAUAGCGGAUGGUUACUUCAGUGUAUUAGCGGAAGUUUACAUGCGCCAAGAGAUACCUAAAUGUGAAAUCCAAAGACUUCUAAGUCUAAUCCUCUACAAAGUGGUGGACCCAUCUAGACAGAUUCGUGACGAUGCACUACAGAUGCUCGAAACGUUGUCAGUCCGGGAAUGGGCCGAAGAUAAAAUAGAGGGGUCGGGGAGUUAUCGGGCGGCAGUUGUUGGCAACCUGCCGGACUCUUACCAACAAUUCCAGUACAAAUUGUCUUGCAAACUUGCAAAAGAUCAUCCCGAGCUAAGCCAGCUUCUUUGCGAGGAAAUCAUGCAGAGGCAACUCGACGCAGUUGAUAUAAUCGCGCAACAUCAGGUUCUAACAUGCAUGGCUCCGUGGAUCGAGAAUCUUAAUUUCUGGAAGCUUAAAGACUCGGGUUGGAGUGAACGGUUGUUAAAGAGUCUUUAUUACGUAACGUGGAGGCACGGUGAUCAGUUUCCUGAUGAAAUUGAGAAGCUUUGGAGUACUAUUGCUAGUAAGCCAAAAAAUAUACGGCCAGUUUUGGAUUUUUUAAUCACUAAAGGAAUUGAAGAUUGUGAUUCGAAUGCAUCUGCUGAAAUAAGUGGCGCGUUUGCUACGUAUUUUUCUGUUGCUAAACGGGUUAGCUUAUAUCUAGCUCGGAUAUGUCCUCAGGGGACCAUUGACCACUUGGUUUACCAAUUGGCCCAACGUAUGCUUGAAGAUAGCUUGGAACCAGUCAGACCAACGGCUAACAAAGGUGAAGCCAAUGGGAAUUAUGUUUUGGAGUUUUCUCAGAGUUCAGCAGUGGCUCAGGCUGCAGCGGUCUUAGACAAUCAGCCGCAUAUGUCACCGCUACUGGUUCGUGGGUCUCUUGAUGGUCCGUUACGGAAUACAAGCGGAAGCUUAAGCUGGAGAACUGCAGGUGUAGGUGGGCGGAGUGCUUCUGGUCCAUUGACUCCAAUGGCACCCGAGAUGAACGUGGUUCCUGUGACUGCUGGGCGGUCGGGUCAACUCAUUCCAGCGUUGGUCAACAUGUCUGGACCUUUAAUGGGGGUCCGAAGUUCGACUGGAAGUAUGAGAAGCCGACAUGUAUCUCGAGACAGUGGUGACUAUCUUAUUGACACUCCAAAUUCCGAAAUAGACGGUCUGCAUCCUGCUGGCGGGGCCCACGGUGUCAACGCUAAAGAACUUCACUCGGCUUUACAAGGGCAUCAGCAGCAUUCGUUGACCCAUGCUGAUAUUGCGUUGAUUUUACUAGCGGAAAUUGCUUACGAGAAUGAUGAAGAUUUCCGGGAGCACUUAGCGUUACUUUUUCACGUCACGUUUGUCUCGAUGGAUAGCUCGGAAGACAUCGUAUUGGAACACUGCCAACACUUGCUUGUUAAUUUGUUGUAUUCUCUUGCUGGCCGUCAUCUGGAGCUUUACGAUGUUGAAAAUAGUGACGGCGAGAACAAGCAACAGGUUGUAAGUUUAAUAAAGUACGUCCAGUCGAAAAGAGGGAGCAUGAUGUGGGAAAACGAGGACCCGACACUGGUCAAAAUCGAGCUCCCAAGUGCGGCACUUUUAUCGGCCCUCGUGCAGAGCAUGGUGGAUGCUAUCUUCUUUCAAGGUGACCUCAGAGAGACUUGGGGAGCUGAGGCGCUUAAAUGGGCAAUGGAGUGCACAUCAAGACACCUGUCAUGUCGGUCCCACCAGAUCUAUCGUGCGUUACGACCCCGCGUCACUAACGAUGCUUGUGUCUCGCUUCUUCGCUGCCUCCAUAGAUGCCUAGCAAAUCCCGUACCUUCGGUUUUAGGGUUUGUUAUGGAAAUUCUUUUGACAUUGCAAGUAAUGGUGGAGAAUAUGGAGCCCGAGAAGGUGAUUCUCUACCCCCAGCUUUUCUGGGGUUGUGUAGCCAUGAUGCACACCGAUUUCGUUCACGUUUAUUGCCAGGUACUCGAGCUGUUCGCUCGGGUCAUUGACCGUUUAUCGUUCCGCGAUCGUACCACCGAAAACGUACUCCUCUCCAGCAUGCCUAGAGACGAGCUCGAUAAUAGCGUCUCCGACACCGACUUCCAGAGAAUGGAGUCACAAACCACUGCUACCAGUACCACCACACCAUCCAGUGGGAAAGUUCCAGUUUUCGAAGGGGUACAGCCACUCGUACUUAAAGGACUUAUGUCAACCGUGAGUCACGGUGUGUCAAUCGAAGUUCUCUCACGUAUCACGGUCCACUCUUGUGACUCGAUAUUCGGGGACCCAGAAACAAGACUCUUAAUGCACAUCACCGGCUUGCUCCCGUGGCUCUGUUUACAGCUAAACCAAGAAGCUGUUGUCGGUACUGCUUCACCUCUGUUACACCAAUACCAAAAAGCAUGUGGCGUUUCAACAAAUUUAGCGAUUUGGUGUCGUGCAAAGUCAUUAGACGAAUUAGCGACGGUUUUCAUGGCCUAUUCACAAGGCGAAAUCAAGACGAUAGACAACCUACUUGCUUGCGUGUCACCGUUAUUAUGCAACGAAUGGCUACCGAAGCACUCAGCACUAGCAUUCGGGCAUCUGCUUAAGCUUCUAGAACGCGGGCCCGUGGAGUAUCAACGGGUUAUUCUCUUAAUAAUGAAAGCAUUGCUUCAGCAUACUCCCAUGGACGCUGCUCAAAGCCCGCAUAUGUACGCAAUCGUUUCCCAGUUGGUUGAAAGUACUCUAUGUUGGGAGGCACUUAGCGUACUCGAAGCGCUUCUACAAAGCUGCAGUUCGUUGACCGGGACCCACAAUCAUGAUCAGGCAUCACACGAGAACGGUCUCAGUGGGACAGAAGAUAAGGUGCUGUUUCCUCAAUCAUCUUUCAAGGCUCGCAGUGGACCGCUACAACAGGCCAUGGGGUUGGGGUUCGGGCCAGGGUCUAUGCUGACUGCACAACCUAGCCCAUCUGAGACGGGUGUUUCGCCCAGAGAGUUGGCUUUGCAGAACACGCGAUUGAUCCUCGGUCGGGUGCUCGAUAAUUGUGCCCUUGGAAGAAGAAGGGAUUAUAAAAGGUUGGUGCCUUUUGUGACCACCUCUGGUAACCCUUAAAUCGUAGUUUAUAUUAGCUCUGUGUGUGUGUGUGUAUAUUAGUGGAUCGUAUUAUGGGUGAAUGUUGUAUAUAAUUGAACUUGAGGUAGUAAUUUAUAAGCAUGUAAUAUGCCCUUUUCUUUA